Molecule: messenger RNA, 2430 nt
Organism: [Torrubiella] hemipterigena
Lineage: Eukaryota; Fungi; Ascomycota; Sordariomycetes; Hypocreales; Clavicipitaceae
Source: the annotation of a GenBank genome assembly
GUCCAGCAUCCAAUCGCCAGCAACCAUGCCUACAAUCGAUAAAUACUUGACCGCUGCGGUCAGGCAGGGCAUAUUUAGCUCUGCGCGUCCAACAACAUAUUCCAUCCCGCAAUAUUUGGCGCCUGCGUUUGUCCAGAGCCGACAGGCCUCCGUCGUGGCUUCAAAGAAGACCAAGAAGAAGGCCAAUUUACCCAAGGAUUUCAAACGUCACAACUUGCAAAGACAAGAGUUUCCCCAAUUCACAUUAUGCGAAGCCAUGAGAAUCCUGCGCGCCUACGAAGUUGGCCAGCCUCCUGGCUCUGUUAAAUACGAGAUUCACAUCAACCUCAAGACCCUCCGAAGCGGCCCUGUUGUCAAGAGCCUUGUACGACUACCCAAUCCCAUUGCGAGAGAAAACAAGGUUGCCGUUAUCUGCCCCGAAGGCAGCGAAAUCGCCGCUGAAGCCACCGCUGCUGGUGCUGUUCUUGCUGGCGAAGAGUCCAUCUUCGAAGCCAUUCGCCAGGAGAAGAUUGACUUUGACCGACUCAUCUGCCACGAAAGCAGUGAAAAGGCCCUGAUCAAGGCGGGCCUCGGCAGAAUUCUCGGUCCCAAAGGCCUCAUGCCCAGCGCAAGAAUGAACACCAUUGUCAGCGACGUGACCAAGUCUAUUCGCGAAUCUGCUGGUGCCUCCGAGUACCGUGAGCGCCAAGGUGUCAUUCGCCUUGCUGUUGGACAGCUGGCACACAACCCCGAGCAGCUCAAGGCCAAUAUCCAGGCCGUGCUGAAGAAGAUUAAGAGCGAGUGCGCUGAAAUCUCCGAAGACUCUCCCAAGGAAGUCCACGAGGUUAUUCUGAGCACUACCAACGGCCCAGCCUUGAGCUUGAGCGGCAAGUUCCAUGACGCCAACACCGAUGUACCGGUAGCGGCUUUGUCUGGUAUCAUGUAAUAUUAUAUAGCGUCUUGUGAGGAUAGUUUGUACAAUAGCAUCUAAAAUAUCAUCUAUACCUAUAUCACUGAUCUGCGCAUUGAUUUGUCUUGAAUCGUUAUUUUUAAUUUCUCUAGUCUAUUCAUUACUAUACAUUAUGUCAUGUUUGGCGGAUGGCCUUGAGGCAUUCAGCGCCAGCGUCUAGCAUUCGGUAGAGAGCUAGAUAGCGGAGUGUUCUGUUCCGACCCUUGGGCCCUGAUUUUCUUGCUUCUCGUAAGGCAUUGCUCAAAUCUAACAAGAGCGUAUUUCGGCAUUUGACCAAUCUUGCAGCCAGUCUUAUUACGAGCGGGUGCUCGGCCUCAAGUGCCUCCAGGACGACCUUGGCUCUAGAAUAUUGCUGCACAGACACCAGUAAUUUCGUUGGAGAGCUGCCCAGCAACCCAAUGGGCCCGUCUUCGUCUGCAUCUUCAUCCUCAUCAUCCGUAUCCAGAGUGAUACCGUCAACUUGUGCUGUUGGUAAGCUGUCUAUGGCCAGGCGCUUCUCUAAGCUUGAUAUUCUUUCUGUAGCCUCGAGAAGCUUGCGGCCCUUCUCAAUGUCGGUCCGUACUUGUUGCAGUUCGGUUGUCAGCGUUUCUGUUUGUAAUCGUCGUGCUGUGACCUUGGCUUUGACUUCUUCUACCGCCCUGCGGAAUCCUAGAAGUGCCACCUUGACAUCUUCGACCUUUUCGUCGCCGCCGUGGAGCUCCGAGCCAAGAGAUAGGAAUACGGUGUAGUUGGAAUUGACAAGCUCGAGCAGCUCGGCGCUGAUGGCUGCGCUGCGGUCGCGCAAGUCUGAUCUCAGGUCUUCUAAUGUCUGAUGUCUAUUCGGUAGUGCUGAAAGGUACUCGGCUGGGUUGAAGUCUGGUGCGAGGAAGUCGGAUCGCGGUAGAGCGCUAGGGAAAGGAAGAGGGGUGUCGUCGUCGCCAGAGUCUGAUGAAUCCGAGGAGGGCAGGUCGAAUACGGCAGAUGUCUGCCUUUUCGAAGGCCGCCUAACAUGUGAGGUAGACAUGAUGCACAACUAUGAACUUCACGGAACGAACGUUCGGAAGCUCUCGCGGGGACAAGCCGAAGUUGGAUCCAAGUCCGCCGCCGCGAGGGGCACCGACGUCGCUGUGUGGGCCACGCUGUACUGUAAAGUUGUACUAGUGUACGGAUUGGCGCAUACCUUCGGUACCUACAUACAACUGUUGGAGCUUACAAUACCGCCUACGUCUUGUUACAAUUUAGAAUAACGACGAGAAAAUCAAAUCCUAUUGAUUGGAUAAAUGUAAUUAUUCCAUUCGUUUUCUCUUCGGCUGUCGAUACAAAAAAACUUUUUUCAUUGUUGGGCGGCGUCGCCUCAGCCUGGAACGUAGCAGUGGAGAGCGGCCAGGGUGCGGAGCAUGUGCCCAGCAAAAGAUUGAUUGAUUAGCAGGACAUACACCCGCUGCGAGAGUCAGGGCAUUCGGAAGUCGCUGGCCCGCCGUUAAGAUGAGCCUGGAGCCGAU